AUGGCCAACACAAAAAGACUCCUUGGCCUUAUGGUCCUUGUCGCCUGGGCUGAGGCAUUUUGGAGAAUGUCUUGCAGUAUUAUCCAAACUGGCAGAGUUGAUCCUAUAAUCGCCCCUGGAACAUUCUCAGCACAUGUUCACAAACUUUCUGGUGCCAGUAACAUUGGCAUUGACUCAACGUUCGAAAGCCUACAAGCCUCGAGAUGUACUUCGUGUGAAGUGCAAGACGACAAAUCGGCUUACUGGACACCCCAGCUGUUCUACCAGCAUGCAAAUGGCAGCUUCCAGAUGGUGCCAAACGAUGGCACUGUCAUUUACUAUCUCGGCCGCGGCGAGAACAGAUCAAACAUCGAGCCAUUCCCACCAGGCUUCAAGAUGCUGUCUGGAGACAACUUUGUACGAUCUUACGAUUCCAAGAACAAAACAUACAGCAACUCCCGGUUCAAGGGUCGUUCAAUCGCAGACAGAGUCAGCUUUGCGUGCCUCGAUAGCUCUGGACCUUCAAAAGAGCGCAACUACAUGUGGAAAACGGACUGCGACAAUGGCAUGAGAGCGCAGAUUCAUUUCCAGUCAUGUUGGAAUGGCCAGGAAUACCAGCGUAACCAGAGUCAUGUUGCCUACUUGUCACAGAUAGACAACGGAAUUUGCCCUCCGAGCCAUCCGCGCCAGCUCCCUCAUCUUUUCUUUGAGGUUAUUUAUGGCGUCAAUCAGAUCGACAAGAGCAAAGGUGGGAGAUUCGUUUUUGCAAAUGGCGACACAACUGGAUACGCGUUUCACGGCGACUUUCUCAAUGGCUGGGACGAGGCUGUGCUUGCGGCUGCUGUCAAAAAGUGCCUCAACAACGACAGUAUUAACGGCCAAAUAUCCAAAUGUCCCAUACUCGCUGCUUCGCAGACGCCAUACUUUAGCGACAACUGUCCCGAGAUGGCACCUCUUGUCGAUGAGAACGUUCGAGGCAUGCUUGACGCCCUUCCAGGUUGUAUCAAACCCUUUAGCGGCCCGGGUAGAGCGUCACCAGCAGUGUGCGACUCAAAACCUGCUAUAAAUGAUCUUGGAGACGCGGGCCUUGGAUCGAUGUUUGAUCCCUCUCCAGGUGACAUGGUUGGUUCAUGGUCUUAUGUUGGUUGUGCUGCGGAGGGCACUCGCCGAACACUGAACAAAUAUUCUACCAACUCUGGUAAAAUGUCUAUUGAGUAUUGCACAGCGUCUUGCAAAGCUCAAGGCUACCCUCUCGCUGGCAUGGAGUGGGGUAAAGAGUGUUAUUGCGCCGGAGAACUUAGUGCCGGUGCAUCAUACAUUAAAGCCUCAGCCUGCGCAUCUACUAGGAAGAUGAUAUGCGCGGGCAAUAUGACACAAUAUUGCGGAGGACCUAGCUUACUCACCAUUUGGAACGACAAUUCUUAUACGCCGCCAGCCGAGCUUGUUGUCGGCCAGACCGAAAUCGCCAAGGGCAUGGCCACUUAUCAAGGCUGCUGGGCUGAGGGUAGUUCUGGACGGGCGCUCUCAUCAGACCGUACUGCAGAUUCUGUAGGAAUGACCAACGAGAAAUGCGUCGCGUUCUGUCAGGCAGGUGGCUGGACCUAUGCUGGCACUGAGUAUUCGCAAGAAUGCUACUGUGGCAAUGACAUUGGCAACGGCGGAUACGACACGAACGACAUCUCCCAAUGCUCAAUGCAGUGCAAAGGUAACAUAUUUAGUUACUGUGGUGCGGGCAACAGACUGAGCGUCUGGAAGAUCAAGCCAGCCGAAAAGCCCAACGGACCGAUCACGGCACUCAAUGGCGCUGCUCUCUGGACAGGCUGUUAUACAGAUGGAGGAGCAGGUGGACGUACACUGCCGAGUGCAACCUUCACAGGAUCGUCCGUUUCGCUUGAUACAUGCUUCGCUUUCUGCAACAAGCUCAACUAUCCACUGUUUGGCAUGGAGUACGGGCGAGAAUGCUAUUGUGGAUAUGCGCCAAAGACACAGGCAACUGUUGCGCCCGAUGGCGAUUGCAAGAUGCCUUGUGCUGGCGAUUCUACCCAGAAAUGUGGUGCCGGUAACCGAAUAUCCAUUUGGAACAACACUAUGUACACCCCAACUGUCAGCACUGAGGGACUGAACAGCCCCCCUAAGUAUCUCGGCUGCUAUACAGAAGGCAUCGAGGCUCGAGCUCUUGGUGAUGCAAAAACAACAGACAAGACUAAAAUGACUGUCGAGACUUGCGCAGCAUUUUGCUCAAGUAAAGGCUAUCCUUAUCUGGGAGUUCAGAAGGGACAGGAUUGCUACUGCAGCAAGAAGGGGCCUUCCAAUGGCAGUGUUGAAGCACCGGCAUCUCAAUGCGGUAUGGCAUGCAAAGGCGACAAGACACAGAAGUGCGGUGCGACCAAACGGCUCAACGUCUACAAGCUUGCGAGGGUAUCCAAGACCAGCUCAACAGCCAAAUCGACGUCGAAAGUUGUGGCCCAGGUUCAAGGUCAAAAGCCUGCCUCCAAGUCAACAACCCUUUUGAAGGCAACCUCGACAAAGAAGUCCAAGCCAACAUCAAAGACGAAAACCACAUCCACAGCAAAACCCAAGACAUCACCAAAGGUAGACAAGGCUAAGGUACAGGGACCCCCCGCCAAAGCCACCACUACAAUGAAGAGUAAUGUGGUAACGAAAGCAAAGAAUAAGAAACCGACUAUAACCACAUCAACCAAGCCGAAGAAGACGACGAAAACGGGGACGAGAAGAUGA
Messenger RNA from Fusarium venenatum, 2718 nucleotides. RefSeq lists its product as uncharacterized. The record is from RefSeq and is a predicted model, not a curated record. Lineage: Eukaryota; Fungi; Ascomycota; Sordariomycetes; Hypocreales; Nectriaceae.